AUUCCAAAUGCGAGAAAAUAACAAAGAUGGCUGAAGAACAGGAGGUGUGUCAGAUAGAGCUGCUGUGCAAACAGCUGUACGAGUCCCAGGAUCCCAUCAUCAGAGAGCAGGCUGAGAAGGCAGUUGUCGGCUUUCAGGAAUCUCCAGACACCCUCAGCAAAUGCCAAGCUCUGUUGGAACGUGCCGAUUCCAGUUACUCGCAGCUCUUGGCGGCCACAACUCUCGCUAAACUAAUUAGCAGAUCGACUACAAGUCUAUCGGUGCAGCAGCGCUUAGACAUCAGAAACUAUGUCCUCAACUAUCUCGCGACUCGGCCGAAACUGGCCAGUUUCGUCGUGCAGUCGUUGGUGUCGCUAUUCGCACGGAUCACCAAACUGGGCUGGUUCGACAUGGUCAAGGGGGAAUAUGUUUUCCACAACGUCAUGAACGACAUCUCCAGCUUCUUACAGGGUCCGGCAGAGAUGUGCGCUAUCGGUGUGCAACUGCUGUCGCAACUGGUGCUGGAGAUGAAUCAGGUCUCCGAGGCAGAUGCCAGUCGAUCGCUCUCCAAGCACAGGAAGAUUGCUUCGUCAUUUAGAGACACACAGCUGUUUGAGAUGUUCCGUCUGGCGUGCUCAUUACUAAGUGCAGCUCGGGGCAAGACAUUAGACAUGGCAGAUAGCGAACAGCAGACUUUGUUGGCCGGACUGCUCAGACUCGCUCACAGUUGUCUCACGUUCGAUUUCAUCGGAACAACCAGCGAUGAGUCCUCGGACGAUCUUUGUACAGUACAGAUCCCGACGUCGUGGCGGCCGACGUUCCUGGAGCCGGCGACGCUGGAGCUGUUCUUCGAGCUGCAGUCGAGCACCGCCGGCGCGCUGUCGGCGCUGGCGCUGGCCUGCCUGGUGCAGCUGGCGUCCGUGCGCCGCAGCCUCUUCAGCAACAGCGAGCGCGCCAAGUUCCUCGACCGCCUCGCGGCCGGCGUGCUCCGCAUACUGGACAACACGCAGGGUCUUUCAGAGCCGGCGAACUACCAUGAGUUCUGUCGGCUUCUAGCGCGACUCAAGUCCAACUACCAGCUGGGCGAGCUGGUCAUGGUUGAGAACUACCCGCGUCUCAUCGAGCUCGUCGCCAAGUUCACCGUCCAGAGUCUUCAGAUGUGGCAGUUUGCUCCGAAUUCGGUCCACUAUCUCCUGUCGCUAUGGCAACGCAUGGUGGCCUCCGUGCCGUACGUAAAGGCGACGGAGCCCCAUCAGCUGGAGACAUAUGCGCCAGGUAUCACCGCUGCCUACAUCAACUCCAGGCUCGACUCUGUUGCGGUUGUUAUCAGGGAGGGUCUGGAGGACCCGCUGGACGACACGGGCACCGUGCAGCAGCAGCUGGAGCAGCUGUCGGUGAUCGGGCGCUGCGAGUACGCCAAGACGUGCCAGCUGCUGGUGGCGCACUUCGACCGCGCGGCCGCCGAGUACAGCGUGGAGCAGCGCGCACACCAGCUGCCCGUGCUGCAAGGACAACUGACGUGGUUGGUGUACAUAAUCGGUGCAGCUAUUGGCGGCAGAGCGUCAGUGAUAACGUGCGACGAGAACGACGCGAUGGACGGGGAGCUGGUCUGCCGGGUGCUUCAACUCAUGGACCUCACGGACUCCAGACUGUCGAGGGGCGGCUGCGAGAAGCUGGAGCUUGCUAUGAUGUCGUUCUUCGAGCAGUUCCGCAAGAUAUACGUGGGGGACCAGGUGCAGAAGAACAGCAAAGUGUACCGUCGCCUGUCUGAAGUACUGGGCCUGAACGACGAGAGCCAGCUGCUCAGCGUUCUCAUGAGGAAGAUAAUCACAAAUCUGAAGUACUGGGGCAGUUCGGAGCAGAUCAUAUCGAAGACGCUCGGUCUGUUGAGCGACUUGAGCGGCGGCUACGCGUGCGUGAGGAAGCUGGUGAAGCUGGAGGAAGUGCAGUUCAUGUUGACGCAUCACACUGCCGAGCAUUUCCCAUUCCUGGGCAUCUCCGGCGUGGGCACGUCGGAGAUGCGCUGCCGCACCAAGCUGUACACGGCGCUGGGACGUCUGCUGAUGGUGGAGCUGGGGGAAGACGAGGAGCGGUUCCACGCCUUCAUGAUGCCGCUCACUGCGGCAUUCGAAAGCAUAAUCGGACUCCUGGGUCCACCAGAAAAUCCACUGUUCGCUUCGGAAGACGCUAAGAAGACCCUCAUCGGUUUGGCGCGAGACCUGCGAGGUUUAGCCUUCGCUUUCAACGCGAAGACCACGUAUAUGAUGUUGUUUGAUUGGAUCUACCCAGUAUACAUGAAGGUGUUACUUCGAGGGCUGGAGGCUUGGUUCUCCGAACCGGCGGUGACCACGCCGCUACUGAAGUUAGCUGCCGAACUGGCACAGAACAGGAAUCAGCGGCUGCACUUCGACGUCUCCUCGCCCAACGGGAUCCUGUUGUUCAGGGAGCUCUCCAGCAUCAUCUGCGCAUACGGCAGCAGAAUACUAACCAUAGACGUGAACAAGAAACAAAUGUACCCGAUGAAGCUGAAAGGGAUCUCGCUCUGCUUCUCCAUACUGAAGGCCGCGCUCUGCGGAAACUACGCGAACUUCGGUGUUUUCAGGUUAUACGGUGACGAAGCAUUAGACAAUGCACUCAAUAUGUUCGUGAAACUGUUGCUGAGUAUACCGCAGAACGAUCUUCUGGAGUACCCGAAGCUAUCGCAGACGUACUACGUGCUGCUGGAGCGGCUCGCGCAGGACCACAUGCCGUUCCUGGCCUCGCUGCAGCCCGACGCCACGCUCUACAUCCUGGCCUCCGUCUCCGAGGGACUCACCGCCUUGGACACAAGUGUGUGUACGGGAUGCUGUGCGACCCUGGACCACAUAGUCACAUACCUGUUUAAACAAUUAGUUCAGAAAACGAGCAACAAGGUUACGAACCCGCGGCAGGCGGCGCCGGAGACCAGCAACAUGUUCGUGGAGGUGCUGCAGCGCCGCCCCGAGAUCCUGCAGCAGCUGCUCGCCACCGUGCUGAACGUGAUAAUGUUCGAGGAGUGCUGCAACCAGUGGUCGAUGUCGCGGCCGCUGCUGGGGCUGGUGCUGCUCAACGAGGAGCACUUCGCGCGCCUGCGCGCCGAGCUCAUCGCGCGCCAGCCGCACGACAAGCAGCCGCAGCUCGCGCACUGGUUCAACGGGCUCAUGGCCGGCAUCGAGCCCAACCUGCUCACCAAGAACAGGGACCGAUUCACACAGAACCUGUCGAUGUUCCGGCGCGACAUCAACGAUCUGCUGAAGGGCGCCAGCGUCUGUUCACAGCCUUCCAACAACGACAUGAUGACGUCAUAACUGCUCGACGAAUGCGCGUGAACAUUUAUCACUGUGAGGUACGGUCCGCGUCGCAUUCGACGGCGUGACACGCUCGCGAGUGUUCUUGUUGCUAUACAAUGUGUAGCAGAAAUAUAACGCAAUCCCAUAUAUAUCAAGUUGUACUGUAUUUUUAACCGACUUCAAAAAGGACGAGGUUCUCAAUUCGACUGUAUGUUUUUUGUUUUUGUAUUUAUUCUAAAACAUUUAAUUACACACAUUACACUAGGAAAUCCUUCUUGUAUCAUGGAGGUAUUAAACAAAAGUGUAUAAAGACAAAGAUUGUGGCUGGUUAAAUAAUUUCUUGGCCUUUUAAAUAACUGUUCCGUGCGGAAUUCGAAUCCGCGACCCGCAGGUGAAUGCUUGACUACUGUGCUACUGACCCGUCUAAAUAAAUUAGGAUAUUGAUUGGAAUCAUAAUACACAAAAUAUUUUUAAUGAGCUUUAACUUUGUUUAAAAAAAAAAUAGGCCAUUCCUGCCGAUAAGUAUGGGCAUACUACAAAUGUUUGUGUGUAAUAAUGUAAUUAUAUUUGUUAUUAUGUGCAUGUGUGAAGAUGGCAGCGUGGUGACCUGUCUUAUUGCCUUAAUUUACGCCUUAUACUAUUUUUUUUAUUUUAGAAUAUUUUUAGAAGGAAAAAUAUAUCUGUAUUAAAACUAUCAGAAAUCGAUUCUAAAAGAAUUACUUCCAGAUUGAGUAAUCGAUUUUGAAGGAACUGCUUCCAGGGGUUGCGUUAUAUGUUACAAUCCGUAUACUUUGGAUGGAUACAAAAUUAUACAAAAUCAGCACUUGGCAAUAGGUCUGUGCCUGAAUCUGUUGUCAUAGAAUUCAUAUAAAUCGAUUGUAAACAUUCAAUUCUACGCCAUAUUGGCUAUUAAUGUAAUAUUCACACCAUUACUCAGCGAUGUUUUUUUUUGUUUCAUAUUAUUUCGACUUUCUUUAACGAUACAUUCCUCUCAUUACACAACGCCACUGAACAAUAGAUACGUCAGACUCUGCUAAUAGGGUCACCUUACUUUAGAAUAUAUCCGGACAAGUCCGAAAAAAGAGGCUAAGUUUUUAAAUAUAUGGUUUUCCAUUAAUUAAUAAAUUCUACAAAGAUAACAAAACUAUAGCUACAUUAAAUGUCUGGAAUUUUCAAUUUUAUAUACAAUCGUCGAAUAAUUAGGUAACAAGUGUCCGGUCAAAUACCGAGGCGCACACUAAAUCUCAUUAUCCACUAUAACGACACUUAAAAACGGUAGUACGGUUGUGUUAUCAUUAUUGGAUAAAGUAGCGAUAUUCACAAUACAUACAAUUACACUACAAAAUGAAUCCCUACUUCUUAGACCUAUAAAUAAAUAUAUUGACAGUUAAAUGAAAAUGCACGCAAACGUCGACCUUAUCUCCAACUACUAAGGUUAUUAGUUGCUUAACAUGUUAACUGUUUUAACCGUUUUUUAAUUAAUUAAGCAAACGUCCUAAACUUGAUGUUAGAUAGACUUUGUAUUAUCAGAUUUUUAUCUUUACUUCGAGAUACAAUAGAUGUCGCCUCUGUCCUCUUCGAAAAUCUUAUAUGAAAUAAAUACACAUUAUUGAUUUUCAAAUACUUCAGUAUCAUUAUUGUAGUCUCUCAGUCCAUAGCUAAACCUGGCCCCAUAUGUUAUUUACAGAGAAGGUGGCAGGGGGUUCAUGAUAUGUUUACCAUAUUGGUAGACAUAUGGGUGACAGAAAUAUGUUGUUAUUUCUGUUAAACGAUAUUUAUCUCCCUGAUUCUGCUGAAUGUCUAUGGGACUAUAGUAAAAUUAUUUACUUUUGUUCAGUGGAUCAUGGAAGAAUUUCUUUUUUUUAAUUAAAGAAUAUUGUGUCUCGACUGUUUUUUUUUUAAUAUUAUAUAAACUAAGUGUUUGUCUGAACGUAGUGUCACUAAUGAAUUGACACGACAAUCAAACUAUGUAAAUCUGUUAGCUUAUUUAAGGAUAAAAAUGAGUUAAAUUUGUUGAUAUUAUGUUAAGUAGAAAAGAGCAAACAUGAGAAAAAAAAAGUUUACAUGUUCUAUGUAACGUUGCAUUCAACGUUGAUUUUAGAGCCGUCUCAGUCUAUACUCUUCAUUUUAUAUAAGAUUCUAUUGGAUACGGUUUUGUGCACGCGUUCAUAUCGAUACGGUUUUAAGACUUGUCACGUGUUUCUUCUGUAUAAUAAUAAUUUUACAAGUUGGAAGUUAAUUAAUCGAUCUUGUGUAGAAUUUGUUUUGAAAUUUUUCAGAAAUUUGAAAUUUGAGAAAAAGUCCAUUUCCGAAUUAAUAAUGGAAAAAACUCCCACACGUUUCUGCAUUGCGAUCUGAUUGACUUCACAUGUCAGCAGAAUAUUAUUUUACCAGAUAUAAAGCUUUUAGGAAGUUUUUCUUUAUCUUCUAAUGUCUAAAUGUCAUUGUAAAUCAGUACUUAAAAUUACAUUAAAUUGUUUCGGACAGCGGUAAUUAGAUUCGGUUGCUUGUGGGAUAAUUAAACACAUUAAAAAUAUACUUUACAUAAAUUAUAUUAUUUACACUUUCCUGUGUUGCCUGCAUAAAAAUGCUACGAAGGGCGGAUUUAAGGCAUUUCAAACCAGUCAACUCUUACAAAUGUUUUAAUCAAACAAACAGUACCUACUGGUGAAAGUUUUAGACACUAUGGCAUCACCGUAGAUAUAUACUCAAAAUGGACAUGCUACUGACCGAUUUGAUUUAAAAUUGAAAAUCUUCGUUUAGAAGAAGGCGUGUUUUUUUUCCUAGUUUCUCUUCCAUUGGAGUGAUGUGGCUCUAAUGUUGCAUUACUCCUAGGUACUAUAAUUCACUACUAAUUAACGAAUGUAUACUUUUUGUUCACAUCGAAUCUAUUACAAAUUUACUAAAUAUUAAAAAAAAUUGUUUAUACUAAAAAUUUAAAUAAUUUUCCAUUUUAUUUUUGUGUUUUAUUUUUUUUUCAUACUUCCUGUACAUUUAUUUUUCUUCACAAUUUUGAUUAUAAAUCUCUUGCGUUUUACUAGUUUAUACUAUUAUAAAACCAUAAUAAUAUUAUAUUAUAUGAAAUAUUUUGCUUUCGUGUCAUACGUGACGCUCAAUCCGGUGACACUAUACACCGCUCCCAUAUAGGCACCACAAAAUGUUAAUUACCAUAAAAAAUUAAGCGUUUUUAUAGUAACGAUUCGUUCAGAUUUUGUGGCUGCCGAUGCAGAAAUGAAAUGUGUGUACGUAACAGGCAUAUUGUGCGCUCGCACGCAUUUACAGGUCUUACGGCAACACUUGAUUACAAUUUUUGCGUUGUAAAUUGAUCGAAAAACCUACAAUAUUUAAAUGAAAUCCGUUGUCCAUGCAUUACAGCCUAUAAAAGUUCACUGCUGAUCAUAUGCCUCCCCUAUGAAUUGCAUUAUAGUGGUAACUUUGCCAUAGUUACCACUCUGGGCAGGCUGGGGUGCUUUUUAUUAGGGAGAUGCUGCUGACCAUGUCUUGUUCCAGUUUCCCUCUGUCGCCUUUUACGACGCGCGCUUACAUCAGUACGCCAAACAUGUUUUUGAUCCCGUCUGCGGUGAGAAAACGUGUUUAGUAUAUGUUAUCUCUAUGUAGUUAUUAUAGUUUUACCUUUAAGUGAAUUUGUUUUCGACCGACUUCAAAAAGGGAACGGUACUCAAAUCGAUUCUGUUUUUUAUUAUAUGUGUUACCUCAUAACUUUUUUCUGGGUGAACAGAUUUCGAUGAUAAUUUUUUUAUUUGAAAGCCGGUGCUUUACAUGCGGUCCCAUAUAAAUUUGAUCAAGGUCUGACCAAUAGUUUUUGAGUUAUUCUUAAUAAUUUAUAUUGAAGUUGGUUGUACAAAAUUUUUAAUUUUAAAUUAUGUUUUGUCUUGUCUUUUAUAAAAUUACUAAAGAAAACAAUGUACACUGUAGUGCAUUGAAUGGCGAGUAAUCGAAUGUGUUGACUUUCGUUAAAUUUUACGAUGUAAUAUAAAAGCGCGCCGUGCACAAAACCGUGUCAUGUCAUGGUGACAGAAACCGGGACGCGUGUAGUUGCGAAUGAUGUAACCCCUCAACAACGUUACGUUUUAUAUAGCUUAUCAUUAUGAUCCAAGAAGAUAUAUUUAUAUGUUACUUUAGGUUUGUAACGAAGUGGGUGCGUGUCGUGCUACGUUGUAAAUAGUAAAAUAAAUUGUGAUUUGUAC
This is a messenger RNA of Parnassius mnemosyne (clouded apollo), 7495 nucleotides long. Lineage: Eukaryota; Metazoa; Arthropoda; Insecta; Lepidoptera; Papilionidae. The record is from the annotation of a GenBank genome assembly.